AAACUAAACAAUAUCACAUCUAGCGUGACUUGUUACAAUGGCUGCCUUGAAACGUGUUUACAAUCAACGUUACUUAAUACUUGUUUGGAGCGUGCUGGAAAUCCUGCUAUUUUCAGCUAUAGUCUACGGCUGGGCAGCUCUGGUAGUAGUCUUAAAACAAGAGGGCUUUUUUCAUGAUUUGUGUGAAACUAAACACAAAGCGAAUUCGACUUCUGUUAGCGGUGAUUGCAUCAAACAAGAUGAACGACUAAAUUUGGUAUUUUUGACCGGCGUUAUUUCGUUUUCUGGCUGUGGUAUCGUUUCUGGAGCAUUUCUGGACCGCUUUGGACCGAGAAAAACACGGCUACUUUCAAGGUAAGAUAAAUUUCAGACAAUUUAAAUUCCUUCCUAUAGUAAAUCCAGAUCUUUGUUAUAAUAUUAAAAAGCCUUCUUCAGUAUUAAAACUCACCUGGAAGAUAUGAUAGUAAAUUAUAAAUUGAACUUCGAAAGAAAAAACUCCAAUACGGCAAUACCCUCGUUAAUACAAGACCAUUUUAAAACAUGCACAUUUAUAUAUGAAUGAAUCACUACAAUUGUAUAAUAUCUUAAUAUGUUAAAUAUCAAUCUUAUUCGCUAUCUGAUUCACAAUGGCUAGCCUUGUAUUAAUACAAUUCUUACUACAGCUUGCCUUGCAAAGCAAAUCGAAUGCUCAUGCUUUUAUUUAUAACUAUAUUAUUUGUCAAUUCUCAAAGUAACGUUGAAGAUCUUUCAACGUAUUAAACUCCUUCGAGUGAUAAUAUAGCGAUGUCUUUUAUAAAUCAACACCUUUGGCCAAAUAUAUCUUUGUUAUCGACACAAAAGCGAUCAACACAAUGUAUUUUGUAUUUAUACGAGCAAACGGCGUUUAAAUUUAUAAACAACAUUAACGUAUCAUUAACUUUAGAAUUAGCAUUUAUAUUACUGGUAAACGAACAUUUGGUACGUUGACGUUACGUUGACGUUGUCCUUGAAUUAGUAUGACCGGAAUCGAACACGCGUUGGCGAAAUAUUUAUAUUAGACAGGUUAUUAAGAUUGACGUUUACGGUAGAAUUUGAAGGUGUUCUACAAGUUUCCGGCAAGGUUUUGACCUCGGUUUUGACAGAUUUUUAGUCAAUUCAUUCUUCAAUUUUAAUGCACAAAUUGCCCUAACUUCUACGCGAGGGGAAAGGCAGGCUCUGUGUCUCAGGGUACUCUACUUGAAAAGAAAGUGCUCGGAAACGAUAAAUUUUCACGUUGUUUAAUAUUGGUCUUUAUUCAAGUUCUGUGUUUAAAUUGACUUAUACUAUGGGUUAAUGGGUAUACGGAAUGCCCACGGGCUCGGGACACUGAGCUAUAAUCUAUAAUAUUACAAUACUAAUAUAUAUUAUAUAUAGCUCAGAGGCUUGGAUGCAUGCCGAUUGAAACCACUGAACUAUAUAACAUGGAAGGCUGAGGCUGACUCGAGCUCAAAAAGUAAAGCCAAACGUGGCGGAAAUUGAAGGCAUUCUUGCGCGUCAUUCUCAGUCCCCUUACGUGCGCGGUCAACAAAACUUUUAUAUUUUUUUAUUUUCCGAGUAAAAAUUUGGUAAAAAACACGGAAGAAAUUUGAAUGAAAAGUUGAAUUCUGGUGUUUUGUUUGGGUUCGGUUCUAAAUUUUAAUUAUUAUUUAUUUAAAAGAUGUGAUAUUUGAGUAGAAAGAAAGCAAAAUAGCGCGGGAUUGUUUUUGUAAAUGACAAAGAGUGACAAAAAAAAAACAACACAAAUGUCACUCAAUCUUUCAAAAUAUCUGUAUUGCCCCUAUCGACAAGGGUUUCACACACAUAAAUAACUCAUUAAAAUGAACAGUUUAAGUUUAAAGGCAAUCAUCACAGUGAUUUUAUUAAAUAAAAAAUAAAAACAAAAUUUUCUUACAUCUAUGGAAUUAAAUUGGCUAAAAACUGUCUCGAAAACUGCAGUUAAAAAGCAGUUUUAGGUCAGGAAAACGGACUAAAAUAAGCUAAAUAAUGGUGUGAAAACUGAAAAGCACCAUAGAAACAAGAAAACAAAACAACCAAAGCAAAAAUAAAUUCCCAAUUUAUAAAAAGACAGAUUUUAUAUAAAAAACAAAAAAAGUUUGAAACUAGUUGUUGAAUUCGCAACGAAAAAUACAGAUUUACUCACACAUACAGUUGGCGUAGCUCAGUUGGCGUAGCUUAGUACCGCUAGUAUUCCAAAGGUUGGGCUAGUAUUCCAAAGGUCGUAGGUUCGAUUCCCACCGUGGCCAGGCAUAUUUUUCAAGCAUACCCGGUGUGGAUAUACACUCAGAGUAACAUCACAAACAUCUUAUUCACCUGAGUACGUUGCACCAACAUAGCAAAUAUGAGUAAUCGUAAAAUAUAUAGUUUAAUCUUUGACUUCGUGAAUCUUAAAUGGAUUUAAGACAAUUGAUUUGGAAGAAGGACACUGGCGAAAUCGUGAACACGUGUCUUUUUGUCGUUUGCAGUUUCUUUUUCGUCUUGACGUUCUUGUUCUUGGUUCUAGCAGAUAAAGGUAACAACUAUCAUUGACAUUGCCAUAAUUACGUUCCAGCAAUGGCUAACUGGUAAUAAAUAAGAACCUUGAGUUUGUAACACAUAUUUAUUUGGAGCUCUUUCGUAUCAUUACUAGAAUUACGUACUUCCUUUUUCUUCGGUAAAGUUGUAGUCGUUAGAUCUUGACAGAUUUUAGUGAAAUUAUGUCUAACAAUUUGGUUGAAGAAGACUGAGGUCAUGCUCCAUACAACCAGCACUGAAACAGGACCCUUUUCGCCACGAUAAACAAUACCCCUCUAUUGUUAUGUUAUAAUUUUGAUCAUAUAAUAUAUAUCCGGUAUACGCAUGAAUGCUCAUGCUCGUGUAUUUACCAAACCCCAGUACAGUCAUGAGCAUGCUUUCGACAUUAUCGUUGUCAAACAUAACUUUUUACAAGCGUGCUGAGAUCUUUAUAGGUAGCAAACUGGAUGAUGACGUAAUAGUGGACCUCUUUUUUUUAUUUCUAUUAUUUCUCAUAGAUAGACCAUAUUUGAUUUUUCCUGGUAUCGCAGCAUUGUCGACGGCAGGCCUUACCCUUGUACUAACCCUCUUCCAGGUAAUGUUAAUGAACCUAUCCCCUAAUGAACAAAAUUUUGAUCUAGACAAAAAUUUCAUCACAGCUUGAAAGAGCAUUACAAAAUUAGUAAUAUUCCGAAGUUUCGUUGCGAAAUGUUGUAAAAUGCGGAUAAUAUAGCCCUGCAAAGUUUGCCGUUUUUCAGUCAUUUUGUAUUUAGACUAUUUAUACGCACGGGAAAUUGAUACCUUUUUCAUAUACAAAAUGACUGAAAAACGGCAAACUUCGCAGGGCUAUAUAUUAUCCGCAAACUUCGGAAUAUUACUAAUUUUGUGAUACUCUUUCAAGCUGCGAUGAAAUUUUUGUGUAGACUUGUCUAGAUCAAAAUUUUGUUCAUUAGGCAAUAGGUUUAUUCAUGGGCGUAAUACAAAUUAAUACAAAAUUUUAAAAUUUCUCAAGAUUUUCCGCAUUUUAGAACAUUUCGCAACCAAACUUUGCAACUAAUUUUAACAUGCUCUUUCUAGCUGUGCCCGUGGUGAUGGAUUUUGUUCUUGUUGCCUAGAUCAAAAUUUAGUCUAGCUGGAAUCAUCGCCAGAAAGACACUUUUCUAGGAUUUUAGUGUGUUUGACUUAUUCAUAGAAAUUAGAAAUUGUAAUCGUUUGUCUACAGGUUGCAAAUAUGUUCAACAAAUGGAAGUCUUCAGUAAUAAGUUUAUUUAACGGAGCCGUGGAUUCGUCAGCCAUUGUACUACUUUUCUUCAAGGUAAGGCUACAGCUGAUACAAACGUCUAAACUAUUCAGUAAUAUGAUACAAACCAUUAUAAAGUUAAAAAAUAUUUAAUCAUCUCCUUGGAUCGUACUUGACCUACACUACUAUGGCAUCACAAUUGAGGACAAGGUUCUGAGAACGCUGAGGACAAGGUUCCUCACGCUGAGGACAAGGUUCCUCACGCGGACAAUUAUUCCCCUUGCCAGGCAAUUUUCUUUUUCAGAUGGCUUUUGUUAGCACGUGUUGUUCCAAUGUCGAGGUUACAGCCGAGACCGGUCUGAAAUGUAUUUGUGUUUACAUUCAUCCCGGUCUGAAUUCAUGCCGGUCUGAAGUCAGUCGUAUUAAUUUUCAGAGAGCCAUUGUGCAAUUUUUGACCUCAUAGUGCAUGAGGAUAAUUUGCAUGUGAAAAAUUGUUAAAUAUCUCAAGCAACUCAAAGAGGGUUUAGCAAAAUAUUUUAUUUUGUUAUUUCCAAUUUGCUUUACACUACAAUCAUAAGAAAUGGUGAGAAAUUUUGUUGCACAACCACUAUAAUCGCUAUUUUAAUUAUUCAUUUUGUUUUCUGUCUUGAUUUAUAUUUCAGUUGGUAUAUGAUGGUGGUGUUCCAUUACGAUCAAUCAAUAUUUGUUACUACCUAUCCGCCAUUAUCCUAAUUCUUCUCUUUACCUUCAUUUUACCUCCUUGUACCAUCACUUCUGAGCGUCUUGAGGCUAUAAAUGUAUACGGCUCUGUGAACGCAAUAUCAUCGACAUCGCACGAGAGUCCCGCCAAACACGAAGUGAGUAAUGUAACUAUUUAUGAAGUGAUUUGAAUAGUUUUGGACUAAUAAGUUGUUUUUAUCUUUGCUUGGAGACAAAUAUUGUGGUUCAAUUUGAAUUAUUGGAUGACAAAUCUAUAUAAAUUAAAACCUAUUUUGCUCCGGGCUAUGUAAAGAAGGCCUAGAAAAAGAUAAUUCUUACUGGCAACAGAACCCAAAAAUAAAUAUUCUUUGUUUACAAUCACGUCGUGACUUUUCAUCCAAGUGACGGGCAAUCAAACAACUUGAGGAGGAUUUUUCCCCUAUCAGAGUGGUUGUAGCAAGGAAAACUGAACGGUAAUUCAUCUUUUGAGUCUUAAACAGUUUCUAAACUCGUGAUUCUUUUGUGUUGGUGUAAUGUACUCAGGUGAAUAUGAUGCUUGUGUAUAUCCACACCGGGGAAGCUUGAAAAAUAUGCCUGGCCACGGUGGGAAUUGAACCUACGACCUUUGGAAUACUAGCCCAAUGCUCUGCCAACUGAGCUACACGGUCAGGUCGGUUCGAGUAUGUGAUAUUUAAACUCGAUUAAUACAUUAAAAUAGCUGGUUUUUGUUCUCUGCUUGUCAACUGAAAUCCCAAAAUUACGUCAUUGCAAACAAAGCAUAUCCUGUGUAAACCAAAUGUAAGACUUCUGCAUACUAGCUAGUGUGCUGCACAACUACCAUCAAUCUUUAUACAUGACAAUUUGAUUUCAAAAGUACAUUUGGAAUUUUGAAUCAACAAGCAAAUUGUAGGGUAUUUCAAUAUAUAAGAUGACAAAAAAUUCCUCCUGGAUGUUAUAAGAACAUUUCCAAGUGAAAAAUAUCCUGGACAUUAUCCGGCACUGUUAAUUUUUUAAUCCGGAUUUGUGGAUCUUUUGCACUUUUUGCAUUGAUUUAACGCUUCAGUUGUUUUUAAAAUCUUCGGAAGGAUGAAGAGGAAAUUCUAGUCAAGUUUGAAGGAACGCAAAGCAAUGGAACCAUGGAAGUGAAUGGUGCUUCAGAAACAAAUGAAAAAGUGAAAACUCAGAAAGAUGGCGCGUUACGCCAAGAAACAGAUUUACAGUUAUCACCACUUUGUCAAUCUGAAUCUAUCAAAGAUAACGAUGACGAAGUUGACAACACUAAAGGUAGAAAAUAAAUCCAUGUAUGUAGUGUUUUUACGUUUUGCGAAUGGUUGAUGAUAACGAUGAAGGAUAAUUAACACUUAUAUUCACUGAAGUUUGAGGUGAAUAGUUGCACUGUUCAUGCAUUGUUCUACAGCAUACACAUGACUAAAAACAACAAAAAUAAGCCGCAGUCAAGAUGAAGUCCAUAGCAAAUUUAAAAAGAAGAUAUAUGCGAUAUCCAGGUGAUCUGACGGUGAGCAAAAGGACUGGGACUAGCAACAGAAUAGAAAUCCAGUUUCGUACCCUUAAUCACUUGUCACGCCCUGGUUCUUUUGUGAAACUCUUUGAAACUUUGUGUCUGUGUCUUGCACAGGGAAAUAAAUGUCUGGAACAAAUUUGAGAUAGAAAUCUAAUAUCGUUAAUGAGAUAUUGAGUAAUUUUAAACCAGAAAAACCAGAAAUGGAUUUCUAUUUUACAACUAGUGCCAGGCCUUUUCCGAGUUUUGAGAUCACCUGGAUAGUAGUUGAAAAUGCAAGAAUUAUGUAAAAUUAACGAGGAAUUUUAACAGUUAGGAAAUUUUUUUCGUCGACUCCCUUGUUGACCGUACACACUAGAAAGUAAAGCUGUCAAGUAAACUUGUCAAGCAAAACGUGCUCAUCGGUACGGGGCUUAAGAUUAGCUUGUUAUCUGAAAGUCUGAGGCCACUCUGCCUGCAUUACUUUACUUAAUUACUUUUCCAGAUUCAGCGCCCCGAUUAAUAUCUCAGAUGCUGUCAGCAGAAUAUAUACUGCUAUUGUUGUUCCUCAGCAUUUCCAACCUUCGUCUGUGGUUUUAUGUUGGUAGCCUAAACUCAUAUUUGGAAUUUAUGUCUGGC
Messenger RNA from Paramuricea clavata, 6584 nucleotides. NCBI's taxonomy places the organism in Eukaryota, Metazoa, Cnidaria, Anthozoa, Malacalcyonacea, Plexauridae. The record is from the annotation of a GenBank genome assembly.